Molecule: messenger RNA, 1692 nt
Organism: Aspergillus tanneri
Lineage: Eukaryota; Fungi; Ascomycota; Eurotiomycetes; Eurotiales; Aspergillaceae
Product: putative G-patch domain protein
Exons: 5
Coding region: 1-1692 (563 amino acids)
Biological process (GO): mRNA splicing, via spliceosome
Cellular component (GO): nucleus
Molecular function (GO): RNA binding
Source: RefSeq, a predicted model, not a curated record
AUGUCGCCGGAUGGUUCCGGUCGACGUGGUGUGCAGAUUAUGAAUGAAUUAAAAAACGGUUACCGCAUUGACGGUCUCGACGAGGUCCGCGUCAUCCGUGAUCGUCAAACUAAAAUGUCUCGCCAGCUGGGUUUUCUUCGUUUCCACAACAUCAACUCCUCCCGCGCGUUUGUUGAACGUAACUUCCCUACCAUUUACCUGUAUGGGCCCAGUGCUGGUCCUGGUAGCCGUGGAACAAAAGUUCGCAUUGCAUACAGUCGCGAGAGAGAGGACCGCGCUCGUGCCAGAGCCGAAGGUGAUUGGAGUUGCAAAAUGUGCUCUAUCGUCAAUUAUUCUACUCGCCAUAAAUGCUUUCGAUGCCAAGCACCGCGUCCUGAACCUGGUCCUACCGGCCCUCCUGGGAUAGCUGCUCCUAGGGUUGAUAAUCAUGGUGAUAAUGACUCUGCACCUGAGAACCAACCCUCUCAGUUUUUGCUUUUCCGAGGACUGGAACCAACGGUUACGGAGGAGCUCCUGGCCAAAGGUGUUGCCAAACUGUAUCGUCCAUCUACCAGCUCCGAGAACUCGUCUGGGAGUCAAAAGAAGGGGAAGGUUGCAUCCACAACCGGCGAUUCUAACUUAGGCGCUCGAGAUGGAUCUAUUCGUCGUGUUCUGUUGGAUGCUCAAGCUGCUACUGCGCGGCUGAACUCAUUCGAGAAGUUCACGAUCUCCUCGAAGCAAGUGCUUGUUAGCUACAUUCAUGCGGGAGUGUUUGUGCCUGUGAUUAAUCCCACAGCGAGUACAGAGAGAUUUACAUUUAGCCCGUUGAAUAACCCUUCCCUGAAACUUAUGUACUGGGACGAAGAGGCAUAUGUCACGGAGCUUACUGUUACACCGGGGGAUGUGGAUAGCACCCAGGCACAAUCAAAGACUGACAAGACAGUACCUCCCGAUGGGAAAAGUAGCAAGGAUCAAGAAAAGGCAAAGAAGAGAAAAGCUGAAAAUGUGGCCAGUGCAGGGUCCAAAAAGAUUGCAGUGCCGUCGCAUUUGCAAUUUUGGAGCAACCGACAUGCUGAAUUGCAUGGGAUCAAAAGGGACAAAGAAGAUAAGGAGGGUGUCGAAGGAUCAGACCUUGGAGACUCACCAGAAACCACCGCACCUUCUCAGUCUUAUGCGGAUCUGAACCGAAACUGCUGCUACUUGUGUAUGCGCCAGUUCAAGACAUCCGCGGAAGUCAACCGCCAUGAGCGACUUAGUCAAUUGCACCGGAGCAACCUCCAGGAUGAGGAACUGACUUCCAAAGCCAUGGGCAAACUUAUCAAACAUGGUAUUGUUCCGCAACCAGCCGAAUAUCGUGACCGAGCAAAGGAGCGCCGCAAGGCAUUCGGCAACGCCAAGCCCUCAACCAAGAAGAGUACGCAGCCGCCAAAAGAGAAAGAGGAAGAGCCACCGACCGAAGUAACUUCAAAGGGUGCAUCACUUCUCAGCAAGAUGGGAUGGUCUGCUGGCUCAGGUCUGGGGGCUCAGGGAACGGGCAUGACUGCACCUAUUGCCACCGAAGUCUAUGCGCAGGGCGUAGGAUUAGGCGCGCAAGGAAGCAAGCUGGGUGAUGCGGCCGAGGAAGCAGGACGAAACACUCGAAACCGGUACGAUGAAUUCCUGGAGAAGACGAGACAGACGGCGCGGGAGCGAUACGAGCAAAUGGAGAAAUAG